AUGGGAGAUCACCAAACUCAAUCGUUGUGGCAGAUGCGCCUAGGCUCCGCCCUACGCACGGCUUUGGCAUGCAUCAUAGUCGGCUGCACCACCCUCUAUGGACCUCCACAACUUCAAAAGUACUUAACCUACUCGUCCUUUUCGUACAUCACCACAAUCCUAAUAGUCCCGGACGCAACGGUUGGGGACGUCAUGAGAAGCUGUUGGCAUGUGAUCUUUGCCACGGCACAGGUACUGGUGUCUUCUGUGCUGACCCUUUGGUUGGUGGAGCCUAAAAACUUUUCGGUGGGGGUAGCGGCAGCGGCAGUAGCACUGAGCGCUUUUGUGGUGGCGUUGCCGGAGUCCACGCACUUGAUGUCUAAGAGAAUUGCAUUUGGGCAGUUUGUGAAUGUUUAUGUUGGUACUGUGAUUCACGGUGCUCAAACUGGAGUUGUCAUGCACCCACUUGGUGUUGCAUCCAGCACUGCCCUUGGAGCUCUAGCUUCUGUUGUGGCCGUCUUGUUUCCUUAUCCUCGGCUAUCUUACUACGAGGUCUGUAAAUCGUGGCAGCUGUAUGCUGGAAAUGCUUCCCAGAGGUUAACUCGCUUCGUCGAGGCCAUCGUUUCCCGGGACAAGAGCGGAGCACUCGAACUCCUUUCUCAAGGACAAUCUCUCUCUAAAGAAGCAGCUAAGCUUCUUCAUAGCAUCACUAAUAAUCUGGAAACCAUGGUGUGGGAGAGACCACAUAUCAAAUUUCUGAAACCAAAAUAUAUGGACUUGGGUGAAAGGUUGCAAGAAAUGGAGGUUCCACUUAGGGGGCUGGAGAUAGCUUUAUCUAGUUGCUCUUCGCAUCCUGUUAACCUAAUUGAUGAAGAGCUAAGAGGCAAUUUACAAAGUUCAGAAGCACAUGUUAGACUAAGGCUUCUGCAAGCUAAGUACUCUUUGCCUUCUGAUGCAACAUUAGCUCCAGAGUCGGACAGAGAAAUCUUCGACAAGCCCCUUUUGACCAAAAAACCCACCACCAAAAACCGUGAGGACCUUCCGGCUUUCUUCUUCUUGUACUGCAUGGAACUCCUACUAGAAAAUCAGCCCAUUGCCCGAAAUCCCGGAAACACUAGGAAACCUAACCAAGAACCGAUCGAUUCACAAAAUCAACAGCGGUGGAACUUCAAAGGCGUUUGGAGAAACAUACUCCCGAGUCGCAGGAGUUUAAUUUUUGCUCUCAAGUGCUCACUUGCAUUAGGCCUCGCUGUGUUAUUCGGCUUGUUGUAUAACAAGGAAAACGGAUACUGGUCAGGCCUCACCAUUGCCAUCAGCUUUGUAACAGGAAGGCAAGCAACAUUCACUGUUACGAAUGCCCGAGUUCAAGGAACGGCACUGGGAUCGAUCUACGGGAUCUUAUGGUUUUUUAUUUUCCACGGACUUGAGAAAUUCAGGCUCUUACCACUCAUACCUUGGAUCUUUAUCUGCCAUUUUCUUAGGUACAGCAGGAUGUAUGGCCAAGCUGGUGGCAUCUCAGCAGCCAUUGGAGCUCUACUAAUCUUGGGUAGGGACAACUAUGGUGCUCCAAGUGAAUUCGCAAUUGCAAGAAUCAUAGAGGCUUCCAUUGGGUUGCUUUGUUUCCUAACAGUAGAGAUUGCCUUUAUCCAAUGA
Messenger RNA from Pyrus x bretschneideri (Chinese white pear), 1632 nucleotides. RefSeq lists its product as uncharacterized. Lineage: Eukaryota; Viridiplantae; Streptophyta; Magnoliopsida; Rosales; Rosaceae. Gene Ontology annotation, molecular function: transmembrane transporter activity. Gene Ontology annotation, cellular component: plasma membrane. Gene Ontology annotation, biological process: transmembrane transport. The transcript has 3 exons. The record is from RefSeq and is a predicted model, not a curated record. The coding region runs from base 1 to 1632 and encodes 543 amino acids.